Messenger RNA from Mus caroli (Ryukyu mouse), 1962 nucleotides. It is a transcript of the gene Tspan13, whose product is annotated as tetraspanin 13. The record is from RefSeq and is a predicted model, not a curated record. NCBI's taxonomy places the organism in Eukaryota, Metazoa, Chordata, Mammalia, Rodentia, Muridae. Gene Ontology annotation, cellular component: membrane.
GGCGGGGCGCGCGAUCGGCGGAGCCGCUGCGGCCGCAGGUUGCAGAGCGGGUGGGAGCCGCUGCGGGCGCGGCACUGCAGCCCUGAUCCUGAACCCCGAACCCGAGCCCCGAGCCUAGCCCGGGCCACAGGCUCAGGAGGCCAGGAUCCAGAAGCUACUCGCCCAGCCCCGCGGAAGACGCCUCGACCGGCAGGCACCCGCUAGCCCACGCGCCACGAUGGUGUGCGGGGGCUUCUCGUGCUCCAAGAACUGCCUGUGCGCGCUCAACCUGCUGUACACCCUGGUCAGCCUGCUGCUCAUUGGGAUUGCUGCUUGGGGCAUCGGCUUUGGGCUGAUCUCCAGUCUCCGAGUGGUGGGUGUGGUCAUUGCUGUGGGCAUCUUCCUGUUCCUGAUUGCCUUGGUGGGGCUCAUUGGAGCUGUAAAACACCACCAGGUGUUGCUAUUUUUUUAUAUGAUCAUUCUCCUACUCGUAUUUAUUGUCCAGUUUUCAGUAUCUUGUGCUUGUUUAGCUCUGAAUCGGGAGCAGCAGGGUCAGCUGCUGGAAGUCGGAUGGAACAAUACAGCAAGUGCUCGAAAUGACAUCCAGAGGAAUUUGAACUGCUGUGGCUUCCGGAGCUAUAACCCAAAUGACACCUGUCCGGCUAGCUGUGCUAAAAGUACCCAGAAGUGCUCCUCGUGUGCCCCUAUAAUCGGAGAGUAUGCUGGAGAGGUUUUGAGAUUUGUUGGUGGCAUUGGCCUCUUCUUCAGUUUUACAGAGAUCCUGGGUGUUUGGCUGACCUACAGAUACCGGAACCAGAAAGACCCUCGCGCCAACCCGAGUGCUUUCCUUUGACGAGAAGACAAGGAAGCCCUUUCAUCUGUUGAUCUUGUUUUCUUUCUCUAAUCUCAAGUUAAACUAAUUUGUUCAUAUGACAAAGGAAGCAGUAUCUGAAAACCAUAUUAUGUCAACGAUGGAAUUAAAUAUUUUACUCUUAAGUUUCUCCAGACAUUUUUUUUUCUUUCCAUUGCUAAAAAAGCAAUUGAAGUUCCCCGUAUUCCCUGGCCCUCAGUGGUCCCUGUAAUCUACUGUUGUUGGUGUCUGGCACUGUCCACCGUGGCCUUUCUUAGCAUUUUUACCUGCUGUAAACUGUGUAUGGCACCCCUGGGUAGAUGAUAUUGUGAACUCAGAUCUUCAUCUCACUGUCUAAUUACCCAGAGCACUUGGGCUCCCACCCAAGACAGUUGAUAUUUUAGGAAGAGACUCUGUUGUGUUCAGUUCAUCAGGGGAAAUCUAAGUUCCUGAUACUUUUUGUCUUUUGGAAAAGCUACAUUAUAGUGCAAAGUGUUAGCACAGAAGUGAUAAUUUAGUUCUAGUAGUCUGUCAGGAUUGCAUCCCUGUGUUCUAGAAAUAGCUAUGUCUUUAGGAAAAUGAAGUUUAGUUUUUGACCUUUUUAGUCAAGGGCAAAGGAAGAUACCAUUUGGGAAAUGCUUUGGUGUGUAACAUCUUCAGCUCUCAAAAUGGGAUGAAUUUGAGGAAGAUAAAGUGUAUAUCUAUAUAAUCUGAUGUAAAAAAAAAUACAAAGUUCAAAACACUGUCUAUGUAAACAACUUGCAGUCAAUACAUUGGCCCAGGCCCAUGUAACAAAUAGAUAUUUGGUUAUCUUUAAAAAGUAACUUUUUUUUUUUCAAGACGGGGUUUCUUUGUGUAGCCUUGGUUGUCCUAGAAAUAGCUCUGUGGACCAGGCUGGCCUUGAACUCACAGGGAUCCGCCUGCCUCUGCCUCCCAAGUGCUGGGAUUAAAGGCACGUGCCACCAUCGCCUGUCAAAAAAAUAACUUUUUAAUGACAUUUCUUGGUAUUGUGACAGCAAGUUGUCAAAUCCAAAUAUAUUUGAAUGUACUACCUCCCAUAAGUUGAGAGAGAAAUGGUGUUUGUGGCUCUGUAUAUUACAUUAAAAAAUAAAAGCUGAAAACCUUCCUUUGUA